Messenger RNA from Ectocarpus siliculosus, 4327 nucleotides. The record is from the annotation of a GenBank genome assembly. Lineage: Eukaryota; Phaeophyceae; Ectocarpales; Ectocarpaceae.
AUGGCGAACAUCUGGGAUCACGUGCUAGAUGCGUCGCUAGAUGGCGUUGGGAGCAUGCUCGAAGACGGUGUCCCCGUAGACUCGAGAAAUAGCCUUGGAGAGACCCCGUUGCAUCUCGCGGCACGACACGGGCUCGAAGAGAUGGCGACGGUCCUGAUUGAUGCCGGCGCAUCUGUUCAUCUCAAAGACUGGGAAUCAGGCUGGACGCCGUUGCACCGGAGCCUCUAUUUCGGCCACAUUCGGCUCUCGCUUCUGCUCUUGCAAGCCGGAGCUCUCCUGGAUGGCGGGAGAGAUCAACCAGACCGAGACUACCGGCAGAAGCAUCGUGCUCGCUCUCGCUCCGAGUCGGUUUCCUCGACAGGAAAAUACCGUAGCGGAACAAGCGCUCGUCGGCGCAUCAACGACGGUCUCGGAGACUUCGAGGGAAAUAGUCCUUUGGAUGUCUUGUCGCUUGAGCUGCGCAAUCAUCUCAAAAUCGCACGCGAGAGUGGUGUCGGGGGCGAUGUGUUCAGCUUUGGUAAGGCAGACUUCACUCUCGGGUAUGAUUCCUUCGGGAGGGCGGACAUCAUACCGCCUAGACGGGUGGAGUCUUUGGCCAACCUCCAUGUCACGCGGGUCGCUGCUUCAAAGCACCAUUCAGCUGCCGUAACCGUGUGCGGGAAACUGUUCACGUGGGGACACGGCAAGAGCGGACGCCUGGGACACGGGAACGAGGAAGUGUGCAUGCUGCCGACUCCGGUAGACGGGCUGGCUCACCAAGCAGUGACGGACGUGUCCGUCGCGGAAACCCAUACCGCUGCGCUUACACGCGAAGGAGAGCUCUACACGUGGGGUCGCGAUAGAUUUGGCCAGCUGGGUCAUGGGUCAGCAGGAUCGAGCGGGAGAUUCGCCCCGAAGCGGGUAGAGGGUUUACGAAAGGUUACCGUGGUCGCCGUUGCGGCAGGUACGGAGCACACAGCGGUCGCCACAAGUUCUGGACAUUGCUACACAUUCGGGCGGAACAACCACGGACAGCUGGGAUUGGCCGGCGUAAAGGAAACGUGCGCACCUCGCGUCGUUUCGUACCUUGCAAGCGGCGCUUCACGGGGCGCAGGCGGAGUGGGAAGACAUGUAAUCAAGGUGUCGGCGUCGGCUCGAAGCACGGUGGUGGUUACUCGCGGGAUUGACAGAGGGUCAGGCCUUCAAACGGUGAAUGAGGUUCACCAGUGGGGGCACGGGAGCCCAGUCCCGAGCCGCGUCAGUUUCAACAGCGCCAAGGAUGCUUCUCCAUCCUCGCGAUGGCAAACACACGAUGCUCGGGUCGAUAUCGUGGACGUGGCCGCCGCACGCUGCCACAACGUCGCGCUCGAUCGAGUAGGGAUGGUGUUCACGUGGGGAUUCGGCGCGGACCACCUAGGUCUUGACCCCAGAGAGACACGCACGGCGCGUGGCCCCCAACUAGUGGCAGCAAUGCUACCAGAAAACUGCGGAGGGAACCCCAUCAGCGUGUCGGCGUCCGAUCAGCAUUCGUGCGUUGUGACCGACACUGGCGAUCUGUUUACGUGGGGAACUUCUGGCGGAGAGGGCGGGGCUCUGGGACACGGAUCGAACCGCUGGCAACCACUUGCCAAGCGGGUGCCUAGCCUCAAAAAGGUAGCAAGGGUAGCGGCUGCCCCCGACCACACCGUGGUCCUCCUGCAGGCAUCCUGCCCUUCCCUACCACACGGCGCCGCGUUUGCCACCGUGGAUGCUCUAUCUAACGAGCAUGAGGAGGGUGGUCAUUCGCUGAUUGAAGAGGAAGGAGAAGACGCAGACUCCGACAUUGACGACGGGGAUGAUGAACGACGUGAUAGUUCUUCGCAUGGUGGAGGGCUUUUCACCACAAACCCUGCCAGAGGGUUUGAGCCGCUUACUCUCAAGCAGUGUUGUGAGGCAAAGUUGGCUCGGGAAGUGGAUUUACACAACGCCGGGGCGAUGCUUGCCUACGCGGAUGCGCUGGAUGCUCCUGCGUUAUUGCUGUAUUGCGCGGAGUACGUGAAGCGGAAUCUCGAUGCUGUGCUGGUGCUGGGGUGCGCUAGUACAACCUCCUGCCUUUUGGAGGCAUCUGGGGAACUGGUGUCCUCUUUGCUGUGCGGUGCGCGAUCACGGGAACCAACAGCUCGAGCAUCUGCUGUGGCCGAGCCUUCUGUUGCUGAUGGCGCAGGGUUCGGUCUGCACGAGGAGGAGGGACUGGACCUCGAGCUGCAAGCGACCGCUCUAGCGCGUGCGGACAUGCGGGCGAAAACCCCAUCCGCGAAGGUGGCUGCGCGAGCUGUGCGCUCUCUCAAGAAAAAAAUUGCUCGCGUAAAAGAAUGGGAACGCAUGAGAGAGAAGGGAAAGGACCUCUCAGCGGACCAGAUGUCGAAGGUGGACCAAAUGGGUCGCAUGGAAGCUGAGCUUACCUCGCUCGAUUCUCAGCUCGAGAGGGCGAAGCUUGCGCAGGCGGCGCGAAGUAGCAGGCUGGAAGCCGGCAGCGCACGCGCAACAGAGGCCAGCCCAAGUAGCAAGACGCCGGAGGUGAAGCGGACUUUGUUCCGCAAUGAGAGUGGUAUGGAUGGUCGUGACAUCCCCGCCCUUGAUCCAGAUCUCGAUGCAACUUCGGCAAGCUCUUUGAAGACGGGUGAAUGGACACCCCAGCUGGACUUGUCUCACGACGAUACGAAGGCAACCGAGAAAAGAACGAUCAACUGCGAGGCGUGUUCGAUCAAAUGCGCUAGCGCUGCCAUGUACGCCGACCAUUUGAGGGGGAGACGGCACAGAGCAACGACACUCCGGCUGGAGCAACAGCUCCACAAAGCGACGAAGGAAUCGCAACCUGAACCCCAGGUUCCUCGUUCAUGGGCAAGCGUUCCCGCUGCGCAAGAUCAUAGUGCGGCUGCAGCUGCAGCCCUCGACGCCGCAGCGAACUGCAACACUGUUCCAACAAAUGCAAAGUUGCCACAUAGGAGCGAGGGGCGGCAGGCAUCUUGCCCCGAAGCCAGUCCAUCUCAUGCCCAUCAAGCUCGCCGUCCAUCCAACCAGCUGCCUCGUGGCAAGGAGCUUAGCACGAUGCGACAUGCCCUGGAAGGUCAGCAACGGGCUGCUACCAUGCUCAUGGGAUCUGCGGGGAAGGAAGAGGCGGCUACUGCAACGCAGGGGAUGAGCUUCUUGCGUAGUACAACGCGCGGAGACUCUCAGCGCCAGCAGUUGCAGCAGCAAGACGCCCCAACUACCGCGGUAUACUCUCUCGUCGAUUUUAUGGCUCCUUCGCAUGGCAAGAAAUCUUCGCGGCGGACGCAGGCUUCAGAGAAGCCGAAGGCUGUUCAUGCGUGGAAGAGCGAAGCGGCGGGGCCAGUCGAACCGAACAGCCCGAGCAGCCCUGCAGAAGCAAAGGAAUUCGAGCCUUUGCGGACUCGAAAGAGCUUUCACGAAAUUCUCGAGGAGGAGGAGCGAGAGAAAUUAGAGCGAGAAGAGUACGGGAAAAAUGCUUGGUUCAUUCCGGGGAAGGGAAAGCCGCGGUCUACGUCGUUCGAGGGCAUUGUACAACAGCAACGCCGGGAGGAAAUGGUGGCAGAGGAAGAGAAGUUGCGGCAGAUGGAGGAGGAGAUGUUGGGGUUGGCGCUCGAGAUGUCGAAGCAGGAGGCGCAACCUACCCCUGCCCAAUCACGCGGCAGCGGAAGCAGGAAGGGGCGAGAAGGCCGCGGUGGAAGGAAGCAGGAGUCCAGGGCGCCGCGUAAGCAUCCUUCGGCGAGAGGUAAGGGUUCCCAACCACUCGGUGGUGUGGAAACAGGAGCUAAGGGUUCCCAACCACUCGGUGGGGAAGAAACAGACCCGCGUGCGCAGAGCGGAAAUGGUCGAAGACGGCGUGCGAAGCGGUCCUCCGCGGUGGAGAACCAAGGGGCCGAGCCGACAGUAGAGUCUUCGGGUUCGCGAUAGUUUGUAUUGUAGCCCCCAUUGCUGGGUAUCCAGAAGCUUGAGGGCGAUAUUCCUCUGUACCACCAGAGAUAAGAGAGAGAGAGAGGGGGGGGGGGGAGGGGGAGGGAGGGAUUCAGAGUUAUUUAUCAAGUGAACGAGAGCCAAGAGAGAUGCAGAGAGUAAGCACGAGACGAGGGAGUCAGGAGAGACGAAGACAGAAGCAAGGGCCUUGUUCUGUAUCGUUUUCGGAGGACCCUGUACAAUUUUGGAACCCAGUUUUAGGAACGGGGAAGCCCUCAAUUUCUUCGAGGCAUGAUGCCUUCUUCGCGAUACUCGGGCCUAGUCAUACUACAGCAGUUGUGCGAAUCAAGUUGUGCGAAUCAAGUUGUGCGAAUCAAUUUGGCGUGAUCUUUAC